Molecule: messenger RNA, 448 nt
Organism: Chanos chanos (milkfish)
Lineage: Eukaryota; Metazoa; Chordata; Actinopteri; Gonorynchiformes; Chanidae
Gene: limd2
Product: LIM domain containing 2
Exons: 4
Coding region: 104-448 (114 amino acids)
Source: RefSeq, a predicted model, not a curated record
UGCAGGAAAACGAAUGAGAAAACCAUACGCGCCAGCAUUUUGAAUCGACCGGAGAGCUGCAUUGUCUUCGUAUAUUCACAACAUAGACAAGAAACAAACACAGAUGGACAACAGAAACGCCUCCGAAGACAAGCCUGUUCAGCGCUCCAAGUCUUUCAGUUUUAAGACGCAGAAAGAGACAUGCACGUCAUGCGAGAAGACUGUUUACCCAAUGGAAAGGCUGGUAGCCAAUAACCUCAUCUUCCACAACUCCUGUUUCUGCUGCAAACACUGCAAGACCAAGCUCAGUCUGACCACGUUCGCCGCCCUGCAGGGAGAGUUUUACUGUAAACCCCACUUCCAGCAGCUCUUCAAAAGCAAAGGCAACUACGACGAGGGCUUCGGCCGCAAGCAGCACAAGGAGCUGUGGACGUCCAAGGAAGCGGAGAACAUCACCAAAACGGCAUAA